This is a messenger RNA of Poecilia reticulata (guppy), 1445 nucleotides long. RefSeq names its product dual specificity protein phosphatase 14. Gene Ontology annotation, cellular component: cytoplasm. Gene Ontology annotation, biological process: protein dephosphorylation. The record is from RefSeq and is a predicted model, not a curated record. NCBI's taxonomy places the organism in Eukaryota, Metazoa, Chordata, Actinopteri, Cyprinodontiformes, Poeciliidae.
UUAGCUUGUGUUUUGUUUUUAAGCCUUUCAGCGUUAAGGUCCAAGUUCAGGAGAGUUACUGUUAGUUGGAGCAUAUUUUAUCUGAACAGGAAGCAUUCGGGCCGGCAUGCGGGUCUCCCAGGUUUUAGCCCGGCUCUACCUGGGCGAUCUGGACUCGGCGCUGAACUCGGCCGUGUUGACCAGCAGGAACGUCUCGCUCAUCGUCAACGCCAGCGGGCUGCCAGACCUGCCCUACCCAGCAGCCGACGGCCUGCAGGUCCUCCACGUCCCAGUCCAGGACCAGCCCCAUGCCCAGCUGGGUCAGUACUUUGACCCGGUAACGGAGCGGAUCCAGCAGAACCAGGCUGGGUCCACUCUGGUCCACUGCACGGCGGGUCGGAGCCGCUCCGCAGCGCUGGUCAUGGCUUACCUGAUGAGAUCUGAAGGCCUCAGCCUCCGUCAGGCCCACGAACUGGUUCUGGAGCGCCGGCCGUUUAUCCGACCCAACGCCGGGUUCUGGAGGCAGCUCAUGGAGUACGAGAGGGAGCUGUCGGGUCGGAACACGGUGAGAAUGGUGAGGACGGCAGCCGGGGUUCUACCUGAGGCCCUGCAGAACACGGACGGAGCCGAGUACUGUGUGAACAUCUGAAUGCGGUUCUGACCCAAACACAAGGUACCAGAACCAGACAGAGACAAGAAAACACAAACAUGGUAAAAAAACAAAAAAAAAAACAAGUUUUAUUUAUACGGCACACAGAAAGAUCAGAUAGCAUCAGAUUGGAUCGGUACUGGAAGGUCCAGAUGGCACCGGGUCUGAUCAGUGGGUCAGUACUGGAAGCUCCUCUUGGUCUGGAUAUCGUCCAGGAUCUGCUGCAGCUCCUCAUCCUCAAACCGACCCUCCAAACUGAAACCAGAACCAACAGAACCUUAAUCACACAGAAAUAAAGUCAUGUUGGAUCAACAGAACCGGUUCUGAACUGGCUGGGAUCUCUGUAAACGUAAACAGCAGUGGUCCUGUUCUAGCCCUGCAGAUUUCAGAACUGUCAACAGCUGGGAUACUUCAGAACCUGACCCGGUUCAUGGCCCAUUCAGGCGUGUUUAACCAGAAACACGUCCAGAACCAGCAGGGUCCGAGUCCGUCCUCUGGUAGAAGCGACCCCUGCAGACAGAACCGUUUGGACUUACAGUCACAGAUUUAAUGCUGCUUGUGAUUAAACCAGAACCAGCUGCUGUUCAUUCAGGUAAAAGAAUCGGGUCAACGGCGCUAAGCUAAAAGUUAGCACUAUUACUAGCGAAAUUUGUUUUAGCUUAGCAAAUUAGAAUUUUUUCUAAUUUUUUUUUUAAUUUGCUGACUUUGAAGACGAUUAGCGCACUUAGCUUUCUGUAAAUGAAUUUUUCUGAAUGAAUUUUAAAGCUCUACUUGGCUGUUUUUCAAACAUUCAAUUUAAUAAAAUUUGACAUCUGUG